Molecule: messenger RNA, 3245 nt
Organism: Phalacrocorax carbo (great cormorant)
Lineage: Eukaryota; Metazoa; Chordata; Aves; Suliformes; Phalacrocoracidae
Source: RefSeq, a predicted model, not a curated record
UUCAGAGGCUGGCUGGGAGGUGCGCUGGCUCCUGGGGCUGUUUGCAGCCUUGCCUGUGCUCUGCCAUUCUCCUUUCUGCCCGUGAGGCUGCUGGGGGUCUUUGAGAGCCAUUGGAUGCCUGCAGCUAAUCUGGCUUUCAGGAAAGGCAGUGAGGAGGAACGGUGCCAAUUUAUUCCCUUAGACCGAGCCUGAGAUCUCCCGCGGUUGUUUGUGCAACGUAUUGCAAUGUGCCCAACCCCUCCUUUACUCAGCAGCGUCGCUGGAGUACCUGCUGGUCUCCAAACGUCACCAGGCUCUGGUUAUAAAGUGCAGGCAAUAGAGCAUCUCCCCAGCACCAUCUCCCAGAGAGGUGCGUCUUUGAGAAGCAAGCCGCACGCGGGUGGAAAGAUGUUUUAUUCGGGUAUCCUGACAGAGCCGAGUAGAAAAGAAGUGGAGAUAAGGGAAGCAGCAUCCCUUCGCCAGCAGAGGAGGAUGAAGCAGGCAGUUCAGUUUAUUCACAAGGAUUCUGCAGAUCUCCUCCCUCUGGAUGGGCUGAAGAAGCUGGGUACUUCAAAAGAUACUCAACCACAUAAUAUCCUGCAGAAGCGCCUGAUGGAGACAAAUUUAUCAAAAAUACGAAGCAGCCGAGGCAGCUGGACUCCAAAGAGUGAUAUCUCAGCGCAGACCAACAAGCUGAAUCCAACCAAACUGGCCAGCUCAGGGAAAACAGAGCAUGAGGAGCUCAUAGUGGUGAGCUGCCAGUGUGCAGGGAAGGAGCUGAAGGCUGUGGUGGACACUGGCUUGCAACACAACCUCAUGUCGUCUGCCUGCUUGGACAGGCUAGGGUUAAAGGAGCAUCUUAAAGCACUCCCUGGCGAAGACAAGGUGGUUUCAUUGCCGCACAAGGUGAGAGCGAUCGGCCAGAUCGAGUGCCUCGCCCUCACAGUGGGAGCGGUCCCUGUGGAAUGUGCUGCCCUCGUCGUGGAAGACAAUGAGAAACCCUUCUCCUUUGGGCUGCAGACACUGAAAUCUCUGAAGUGUGUCAUAAACAUGGAGAAGCACCAUCUCGUUCUGGGGGAGACAGACAGGGAAGAAAUCCCGUUUGUGGGCAGUGACAGUGCUGCGGCAGGAGAGCACAGUUUGGAGGCAUAAAGAGAAAUUGAAAAACCAUCCCCACACAAGACCUUGACAUCAAAGAAAUCCUGUGCAGCUGUUCCAGAUGAAAUAGCAGCGCACUGCUUUGAAAACAUUUACACUAGGCUACAGUUUGAGUAGAGCUAAAUGAAAUCCUGUUCAGUAGCCAGUAAUUUAGAGAUAUUGUCAUGUUUAUCUAUGGGUUUUGAGAAACAAAUGUGUGCUUAUUUUCUGGACUUUUCUAUAUAGUGUUCUCUUUAUUACAAACAGUUGGGAAAACCGUAUGAAUUUCUUCUGAUGAAAAAAAAUACUUUUUAUAGUGGCCUCAUAUGAGUAAUUGUAUUUAGUUGUGAUUAGAGGCUAUCAGGGUGAAAUUUUUAUUAAUGAUUUUUCCAGGGGCUAAGAAUUUAUAUUCACUUAAUUGAUAUUGCCACAUUCAAAUAGCCAUUACCAGGAAAUAUCUCAGAGUAAAAUAACAAUGGUAAUACCACCUAGGAAUUAUAGUUCAUCCUGUUAGCAUAGUAUUGUUGCCAUGUAAUUAGGGAUGCAGCUGCUGGCUUGAUGAGAAAGAGCAAUUACAGAGUUAUUAAUGGGGUAUAGGCUUCUCUGCAGUGGCAUGGCAGAAGCACAGAAACAGGGUUUGGGAGGGCUCCUGGGGUGAUGUCCUGCAGCCCCGACCUCACCAUGGGGUUGGUGCCGGCACAGGGGCAGCACAUCAUGGUGCUGCCUCGCUGGGGCUUGAAAUCCCCUGGGGAGGGAACCUCCAGGCAGGUCUCACUGCCUUCCUAGCAGGAGUAGUCAGGAAAAUUAAUCAUUGUAUUGAGCCAAAAAGCAAUGAACAAGCACAAAAGUAUGUUGUCCAGGAAGCAGCAGAAACAAAGCCUCACUGGUAUGUCAGGAAACAAAUGGGCACAAUGCGCUCUCAGCUCUCCCCUGCCACUGGGGCUGGUGCCUCCGCCUGCCUGCCCAGCACCCAGCCUGAAGCACCAGCAACACCUGGGCUAUGUGCUGGUGGAGGUUAUUGACUCCAGUUGGACUUUAGUGAUGCUGCCAGAAAUGCCAUAUUUUUUACAUCUAUUUACAAAUUGCCUGGGAUCUUAAGUACAACACUAACCUUGAUCACCCUCAGGGCAGGUGGAAAUUUUCACCAGGACAAACAUUUCAUUUGGUGUUACUGUCCUGUAGCACCAGGGUUGCUAAUUCACAUGCUGCUCGCAUGCAGACCAGAACAAACAUAUGGUAUUGCUUGGGGCAGGGGGGGAGCCUGGCCUUGUACAAAAGCAGCUUCUAGAUUUUUAAAAGCUUAUGGGAAUUAAUGACUGUCAUCUGCUGAAGAGGCAUCUUUAAAAUUCAGAGUAAUAUCCUUGUGAUGUCGUGCAUCUGCCGGUGGCCAGUCCUGCUGCAGCUGCAUCCACAAAGGCCAGCGGUGGGCUGCAGGAGCGGGAGUGCUGCUCCAGCAGCUCUUAGCAAAAGCCCUUUGGCCCCAGGCAGGCACAGGCUACAGCAUGGCUCAGCUGGGCUGUGGGGUCUCCUACAAGGUCCAAGUGGCUGCUCAUGCACUUAAGCCACCCUGCAGACAUUAAUGUACCAUUCGCCCAGGCAUCCCGUGGUGCGUAGCGUCAGCCGCAAGCACCAUUGCCAUCACUGGCAUUUCCACUUAGGACCAGUAACCCCUGUCACCUCGUGGCCAUUGGCUCAGGUCGGAGCCUGUCCCACGAGCCAGGUUCCUGCCAGCUUUAGCCAGUCUGUGCCCAGGAAUGCCAUCUCAUGCCUGCCAUGGCAUCUAAGCUGGAGCUUUAUCUCCUGCAGUGGGUUUGAACCUCUUUUCAAUAUUGGGUAUGACUAGCAAAUCUGAACUAUCCAUAUUUUGAGCUAUUUUCUAUUUUGGUGAUAAGUUUUAGUGCUUUCUCUACAUACAGUAUUUUAUAUAACACAGCUAUAUAUGUAUAUAUAUUUACAGGGUUGGGCUGCCCAGGGCAGUCCCACUGAUGUGUUGUAGAAAUGUUUCACUAAAUAUUAAAUAUAUUUGAUUAUUUAAUAUGCUAUGAGUUUGUUAUUUUGGUACUUUUUUCUGUGCUUAUUACUGUGCUAAAUGUCAAAUUAAAUCUAAAUAAAGUUACAUUGUUAUUGCU